AUGAACCAAGAUUUAUUUGAUAAUCCAUUUGGAAUUGCUCCACCCUCUGAUGAUUCUUAUACAGCGCUCUCAAAGUUUACAAAUGAAUUCGCAGAGGCGAUUCCCCAAGAUCGAUUUGAUUCAUUCAGAAGUAAACUGGCGAGCCUUCAUAAAGCAGUUACUUCUAAACUAGAAGGAGGAGAGACAUUUUCACAAGAUAAUAUGUCUGAAAUUCGAAAAAUGUUUCAAUUGUCUGAUGAAAAGUCAAAUGAAAGGAUUAAUAGUCUCAGAGAAGACAUGAUCCAAGAGUCAGAUACAAAGUUUGGCAUCCUAGAAGGGCAGCUUGUGGUGUUAGAAAACAGUUUUCGAGUCAAUACGGCACAGAGAUCUGAAAACAUUAUACACAGAGUUAUGGCUAAUGAUACGAAGCCAAUUCCGUUUGUCAAUGGGCAAGAACGUCCUGCUAGGCUGCCUCAAUUUAAAGCUAUUUCUGACAUUGAUAGUUUGAAUCCAGCCAUUUGA
This is a messenger RNA of Schizosaccharomyces osmophilus, 501 nucleotides long. RefSeq lists its product as uncharacterized. The record is from RefSeq and is a predicted model, not a curated record. NCBI's taxonomy places the organism in Eukaryota, Fungi, Ascomycota, Schizosaccharomycetes, Schizosaccharomycetales, Schizosaccharomycetaceae. Bases 1 to 501 code for a protein of 166 amino acids. The transcript is spliced from 2 exons.